Penicillium verhagenii is the source of this 1395-nucleotide messenger RNA. Its product is annotated as FAD-dependent oxidoreductase. The record is from RefSeq and is a predicted model, not a curated record. NCBI's taxonomy places the organism in Eukaryota, Fungi, Ascomycota, Eurotiomycetes, Eurotiales, Aspergillaceae. The coding region runs from base 1 to 1395 and encodes 464 amino acids. The transcript is spliced from 2 exons. Gene Ontology annotation, molecular function: FAD binding.
AUGACGACACAGGAAAUCAAGAGCCCUCGGGGCAAUGGACCUUUUAAGGUGGUCAUUGUCGGCGGCUCUAUCGCUGGUUUAACUCUCGCCCACUGUCUGGAUCGUGCUGGAAUCGAUUAUGUUAUCUUAGAGCGACGCAAAGAUGUUGCUCCACAAGAGGGGGCUUCUAUUGGAAUUAUGCCUAAUGGCGCUCGCAUCUUGGAACAGCUAGGGCUCUACUCAGAAUUGGAGGCUGCUGUCCACCCGCUUGAAACCGCCCACAUAACGUAUCCUGACGGAUUUUGUUAUCAAAGUUAUUUUCCUACUCUUAUCUCUGAACGAUUCGGUUUUCCUCUAGCUUUCCUCGAUCGGCAAAAAGUUCUCGAACACUUGAGCGGUUCUCUUGCAGACGCGAGCCGGCUCCACUGCAGCAAGACAGUACAUCGCGUCGAGCAACGCGAGAACAAUAUCCGAGUGCACACUACAGACGGAGCCUACUUUGACGGCGAUCUUGUCGUGGGUGCAGAUGGCGUCCACAGCACAAUUCGAACCGAGAUGCUGCGCCUGGCAGAGAAACGCAAGACAUUGGCACAGUCGCUCAGUUCCAUCACGGUAGAAUACGGCUGCAUAUUCGGCAUAUCUAAACCCCAUCCAAAUCUCAAAGCAGGACAACAAAUAUCCUGCUACAACGAUGGCUGGAGCAUCCUGAGUGUCAUCGGCAAGAACGGCCAUAUCUACUGGUUCUUGUUCUUCCGUCUCGACCAACGCUAUAGCUAUAGCGACGCCCCGCGCUUCUCCUCCUCCGAAGGUGCUAAGCAGUGUGAAACUUUUGCUAGCGAGCCAUACUGGCAGCAGAUAACCUUCGGCGAGGUGUGGGAGCGAAGAGAAACGUUCAAUACAACUGUUCUGGAUGAAUAUGUGCUUUCGAGAUGGCACUGGGGCAGGAUUGUUUGUCUGGGCGAUAGUGUGCAUAAAAUCGCUCCGCAUACGGGACAGGGCGCUAACUGUGCUAUGGAGGACGCCGCUGCUCUCUGUAACAUCUUGCAGCCGUUCGCUAAAUCUGGGCCUCCUUCUCAGGUUCAUCUCGAUGGCCUACUACGGGCGUUUGUGAGCGAUCGUCGACGUCGAAUGGAACAGAUAGCGAAUAUUUCUCGGAUUUCCAUGAGGAUCCAGGCUCGUGAGGGCCUCGUGAAGCUGAUUGUGGGUCGGUAUAUAUUUCCAUACGCUGGUGAUAUCCCAGCCAAUAAGGCUUCUCAUGGAAUUGCUGAUGCCCCGAUGUUGGCGUUCCUGCCGGCCCCUCAACGAUCUGGGACCGGCUGGAAUGAGUUUGGGAGCAAAACGAACGGGCGCAAGGGUAUCCUCAUCACUGUGCUCAUGCUAGUAUUUGGGGUCCUGCUAUGCCUCAAGAUAAGGUAG